AUGGAGCUAAUUGACUUAACGUCGGGGAUACAAAGCAGAACAAAUGUCGAUACAGUUUUCUUCCUCUUGGGCCCUGGAGCAUUUCCUGGAUUCCGGACGGUUUGGGAUGAAACUCUUGCCAAAUCUGCAGAGGCUUGGGCUGCUACAUGCAUUUGGGACCAUGGACCUUCCUACUUACUGAGAUUCUUGGGCCAGAACCUGUCUGUAAGGACGGGAAGGUAUCGAUCUAUUCUCCAGCUGGUAAAGCCGUGGUAUGAUGAGGUGAAGGAUUAUGCUUUCCCUUAUCCUCAGGACUGCAACCCCAGGUGCCCCAUGCGAUGUUAUGGACCCAUGUGCACCCAUUACACACAGAUGGUUUGGGCCACUUCCAAUCGUAUAGGCUGCGCAAUCCACACAUGCCACAAUAUGAACGUCUGGGGAUCUGUUUGGCGACGAGCUGUUUACUUGGUAUGCAACUAUGCCCCAAAGGGGAAUUGGAUUGGAGAAGCACCAUAUAAAGUAGGAGUCCCAUGUUCUGCUUGUCCUCCAAGCUAUGGAGGUUCUUGUACCGACAAUCUUUGUUUCCCAGGAGUAACAUCAAACUACUUAUACUGGUUUAAAUAA
Phaethon lepturus (White-tailed tropicbird) is the source of this 603-nucleotide messenger RNA. It is a transcript of the gene PI15, whose product is annotated as peptidase inhibitor 15. Gene Ontology annotation, cellular component: extracellular region. The record is from RefSeq and is a predicted model, not a curated record. The transcript has 5 exons. The coding region runs from base 1 to 603 and encodes 200 amino acids. Lineage: Eukaryota; Metazoa; Chordata; Aves; Phaethontiformes; Phaethontidae.